AUGUACGGCCCGAACAGUCUCAUAAAAUGGUUUGACAAUAAAGGAGUUGUUCUAGGUUCUAAUUUUAUAACAUCUGGUGAACCUGAAACAAUCAAGCGUUGGGACAAAAAACAUAAACAAUUUGUGGAUGUUGAAAGACCGGAAGUCAUUGGAUUAUAUAAUAAGUCAAUGGGAGGAGUAGACGUGCAUGACCAACUUGUUAGCUUUUACAGAACUUUUAUCAAGUCUCGAAAAUGGACACUGAGGUUAAUUGCUCAUGCGUUUGAUAUGGCUACUGUAAAUAGUUGGUUAGAGUAUAAGAAACACACUAAACACUGUAAUAUAUUAAUUCGAAACACAAUGGACCUACUAGCAUUCAAAGAACGUUUAGCAAACACCCUAAUUUCAUUAGGAAGAACAAAAGCAUUUAUAACUCCUCCAAAGAAAAGAGGCCGGCCUAGUACAUCGCCAUCUCCAACUCCUGAACCUGAAGUACAACCAGUUAGAAACAAACCAAGAUCUGUAGAUUCAACUCCAUAUGAAGAAACCAUAAAAGAUGGAUUAGAUCAUAUGCCUACUUAUGACAACAAACUAAAUAGUAGUAGAUGUAAAAAUAGUCCUUGCAAAUUCAAAACCAAUGUUUAUUGUGACAAAUGUAAUAUACAUUUAUGUUUUGUUCCCGGGCGAGUAUGUUAUCGUCAAAAACAUAGAAAGUAA
Myzus persicae (green peach aphid) is the source of this 696-nucleotide messenger RNA. Its product is annotated as piggyBac transposable element-derived protein 3-like. The coding region runs from base 1 to 696 and encodes 231 amino acids. Lineage: Eukaryota; Metazoa; Arthropoda; Insecta; Hemiptera; Aphididae. The transcript has a single exon. The record is from RefSeq and is a predicted model, not a curated record.